Molecule: messenger RNA, 4629 nt
Organism: Salvelinus sp. IW2-2015
Lineage: Eukaryota; Metazoa; Chordata; Actinopteri; Salmoniformes; Salmonidae
Source: RefSeq, a predicted model, not a curated record
UGCUGUCGCUAGGAGCUGUCCGCGGUGCUGAAACGACGAUGGUGAGCUGACUUGAAGAAAAAGAACGGCAUACCCAACGAGAAAUCGACUUAGCGAGCGUUGGAAUUGAACAGUCUCUGUCUAUCAGCUGAUAACGACAUCAGGACAUAGCUCUCAUAAGAGUGGAGCGCCCGUGCUGCGCAGUGUGCGAUCCCGAGGUCUCACGGCAAGUGGAUUUUGCAGAGCACGAGCAGUCUCUAUUUCAUUUUAAGGAAAAGUGUUGAUCCCAAGGACAUUAUUUUCUGUUAGCAGAGGACCAAUACUGAAAGGAAGCAUGAGUGCGGCACGAGAUUACAAAGUCGUUAUGAUGGUUCUCUUUGCAAUGAUGACGGACAUAGGCGCUGAAGGCUCCUAUUCUGAGGAUGGGACGUCCGUCACACAGAGGGGACAGUCUGAGGGUGGAGGCCCCAGCCCGUAUCCCAACACACGGGACACUGACAGAGGGAUCCCCCUAGUGACAACCGCCCCUCCCCUGAAUGUCCCCAACCAUCACACUCUCUACAAAGGCUUCCUCCUUCAGGAGUCCCUCCAAGGACAGCGGCAUUUCUUUGAGGACAGUGGGGGUGUGGAUACCCACCCCACUAUGCCACCAUCAGGUCCCCACUUUGCCAGAGACCCCUCCUCCACUCACACAGUGCCACACAAGGAAGCGCUGGCUUUCUCCGAUGUUGCCUCAACCACUACCACUGUGGCAACAGCCACGUCACCGUUGGCAACACAGGGUAGCUCUGUUCCAGGGGGGCGUGUCUCUGUGACUCAGAGAGGGGCGUUGACCAAUAGCAGGGGGAGGACAGAGGAAGAAGCUGAUGCCAUGGAUACCCUGACCACUCCUGUCAUGCACACCUCUGCCCUUCCUCCCCACUCAAACACCCACAACCUGCCUGCUCCUAUGGGUGACAGGCACUCUGAGGUCCCUUCCCCAUCCACCAUGACUCCCCCAGAGAAGGAUAAAGGGAAGUCAGCAGAACACAACAUGAGCCAUGCCAGUGAUGGUGCAGCGAUGGACACUUCUGCAGUAUCUGGUGAUGUGGAUGAUGAGACCACUACGACCACAACCACCACCAUCACCACCAGCCUGCCCAACCCAGUUCCCUGUAUCUUCAACCUGACAGCACCAGAGGGCUACAUAGAGACGCCCCAGCCGUCCAGCUCUCAUUACUACUCCUCUGUGGACUGCACCUACACCGUCACGGUCUACACGGGCUAUGGAGUAGAGAUACAGGUGAUGAACGUGAGCCUGUGGGAGGGGGAGAGGGUGACGUUUGAGGAAGUGGGGGGCGGGGAGCCCUCUGUUCUGGCCAACGAGUCUAUACUGUUGAAGGGCCUGGUGGUACGCAGCUGGAGCAACCAGAUCACCAUCCACUUCCACAGCCAGAGACAGGCCCAGCCUGGGUCCUUCCUGCUCAGAUACCAAGCUCCAAGGACUUCCUACCCCCUGGGGUACCACUCCAGCUCCACAGGCUUCCUGCCCCCUGGGGUACCACUCCAGCUCCACAGGCUUCCUGCCCCCUGGGGUACCACUCCAGCUCCAAGGACUUCCUGCCCCCUGGGUAGCCACAUCCAGCUCCACAGGCUUCCUGCCCCGGGGUACACUCCAGCUCCACAGGCUUCCUGCCCCCUGGGGUACCACUCCAGCUCCAAGGACUUCCUGGCCCCUGGGGUACAACUCCAGCUCCAAGGACUUCCUGCCCCACUGGGGUACCACUCCAGCUCCAGAGGCUUCCUGCCCCUGGGGUACCACUCCAGCUCCAAGGACUUCCUGGCCCCUGGGGUACAACUCCAGCUCCAAGGACUUCCUGGCCCCUGGGGUACAACUCCAGAUCCAAGGCUUCCUGCCCCCUGGGGUACCACUCCAGCUCCAAGGACUUCCUGCCCCCUGGGGUACAACUCCAGCUCCAAGGACUUCCUGCCCACUGGGGUACCAUCCCAGCUCCAAGGACUUCCUGCCCCUGGGGUACAACUCCAGCUCCAAGGACUUCCUGGCCCUGGGGUACAACUCCAGAUCCAAGGGCUUCCUGCCCCCUGGGGUACCACUCCAGCUCCAAGACUUCCUGCCCCCUGGGGUACCACUCCAGCUCCAAGGGCUUCCUGCCCCCUGGGGUACCACUCCAGCUCCAAGGACUUCCUGCCCACUGGGGUACACUCCAGCUCCAAAGGACUUCCUGCCCCCUGGGGUACAACUCCAGCUCCAAGGACUUCCUGGCCCUGGGGUACAACUCCAGAUCCAAGGGCUUCCUGCCCCCUGGGGUACCACUCCAGCUCCAAGGACUUCCUGCCCCUGGGGUACAACUCCAGCUCCAAGGACUUCCUGACCCCUGGGGUAACACACUCCAGAUCCAAGGGCUUCCUGCCCACUGGGGUACAACUCCAGAUCCAAGGGCUUCCUGCCCCCUGGGGUACAACUCCAGAUCCAAGGACUUCCUGCCCCCUGGAGUACAACUCCAGCUCCAAGGACUUCCUGCCCUCUGGGGUACAACUCCAGAUCCAAGGACUUCCUGCCCCCUGGGGUACAACUCCAGCUCCAAGGACUUCCUGCACCCUGGGGUACCACUCCAGCUCCAAGGACUUCACGCUGCUGUCGGUCUCUCACACAAUUGUUUAUCAGCCCCUCCAUCGCUUCCCCACUGAGACAGUCCCUCUGAUGGUGCAAAGACUAGAGGCCUACUUCUACUGUCUGACUGGGUACCAUCUGCAGGGAACCAACACACUGACCUGUCUCAACGCCAGCACCCCCUACUGGAGCGGCACAGAGCCGCAGUGCCRUGCUGCUUGUGGUGGCAUUGUCCGGAAUGCCACGGUUGGACGCAUUGUGUCACCCGGUUUCCCUAGCAACUACAGCAACAACCUGACAUGCCAUUGGCUGCUGGAGGCCCCAGAGGGACAGCGAGUGCACGUCCACUUUGAGAAGGUGGCCCUGGCAGAGGACGAUGACAGGCUUCUGAUCAAAAAUGGGAAGAACAUUGACUCUCCUCCGAUGUAUGACUCAUAUGAGGUGGAGUACCUGCCCAACGAGGGCCUGGUGAGCACCUCCAGACCCCUCUUCAUAGAGCUCACCACUGACGGAACAGGCACCUCCACCGGCAUCGCCAUCAGAUACCAAGCGUUUGCAGUGGGCCACUGCUACGAGCCGUUCGUCAAGUACGGUAACUUCACCAGUAAUGACAGCACGUGGGCAGUGGGGACGGUGGUAGAGUUCACCUGUGACCCUGGCUACACCCUGGAGCAGGGCUCUGUCAUCAUUGAGUGCAUGGACCACAACAACCCCCAGUGGAACGAGACUGAGCCCGCCUGCAGAGCUGUUUGCAGUGGAGAGAUGACUGACUCUGCUGGAGUGGUCCUGUCUCCUAACUGGCCAGAGGCCUACGAUAGCGGCCAGGACUGCAUCUGGGGGAUUCACGUGGAGGAAGACAGGAGGAUCAUGCUAGACAUCCAAGUCCUCAACAUAGGGAAGAACGAUCUGCUGACGUUCUAUGAUGGAGAUGACCUGACUGCUACGGUGCUGGGCCAGUACGGCGGCUCACGGCCACACUUCAAACUCUACACCUCCAUGGCCGACGUCACCAUUCAGUUCCAGUCUGACCCGGCCACCAACAUCUACGGCUACGGCAACGGCUUUGUGGUGCACUUCUUCGAGGUGCCUCGUAACGACACGUGUCCAGAGCUCCCAGAGAUCACCAACGGCUGGAAGAGCACCUCCCACCCUGAGCUGGUCCAUGGCACUGUGGUCACCUACCAGUGCUACCCAGGUUUCCAGCUGGUGGGUACAGAACUGCUCAUGUGCCAGUGGGACCUGACCUGGAGUGGAGACCUGCCCAGCUGUGAGAGAGUGCUGUCGUGUGCCGACCCAGGUACUGUGGAGCACAGUCGCAGGGUGAUGUCCAGCCCGCGUUUCACAGUAGGCUCCACCAUCCAAUACAUCUGUAACAAGGGCUACACUCUCUCUGGAAACAGCCUGCUCUCCUGCUACAACCAUGGCUCCUCCGGACCUAAAUGGAGCGAGAGGCUACCCAAAUGUGGCUCGGUGACCUAUGAGCCUUGCAGGAACCCUGGUACCCCGUCUUACAGCACCCAGAUCUCAGAGAAGCCUCUCUACCAGGCCGGGGAGACGCUGAGCUUCUCCUGCCUCAGAGGCCAUGAGCUGCUGGGGGAGCCUGUCCUCCGCUGUGUCCCUGGACACCCUUCACAGUGGAGCAGCCUACCCCCUGUCUGCGGAGCCUCCUCGAUGGAGUUUAUAAAUGAACGCAGGUUAGACGCUGCCAGUGCAGACUACAUCAUGGAGCGAGCCAACAUAGCUCUAACAGUCUUUAUACCAGUGGCCCUCAUCAUGGUCUUCAUCAUUGGGAUCUACCUCUACUUCUCUAAGGUUCAGGGGAAGCCUCUGUGUCUUCCCAUGUCCACCUCCUUACCAUAUGACCACAUCCCAGGAGAGUCCACCUUCGACAACUCCCUCUACAAAACAGAGACUACGAAUAACGAGGACACACGAGAGUAUGAGGUUUCCAUCUAGAGGCACAACUACGUGUUUCAGCAUUGACAGGUCUGGUCUCAAGAUGGUUUGCCUUGUGGAAGUUUGUCUGCACUCCUCAGACC